AGCAAAAUAGGUGACUUGGGUUUUAUAGGACGCCCUAAUUCUGCUCCCAAUAUCUUUACAAGUAUACAGAAGUAAACAUGCUCGCCCUCACUAGCGCAACAGGGAAACUCGGCUCUGCCGUGCUCAACGCCAUUCUCGAUAAUGCGCUCAUCAAUCCGACGGAACUCGUUGUAUGCACUUCGACAAGCCCUUCUAAUGACCAAUUCAACCAUCUGCGCGACCAGGGUAUUACCGUGCGCUACGCCAAUUUCGACGAGCCCGACUCGCUCGCCCGUGCCUACACGGGAUGCAAUGCACUCUUUCUUGUCUCUACACCCCGCAUAGCCAUGGACUAUAACAAUGCGCCCCUUUGGUCUGGUCGCGAAGCGCACCACCGCGCUGCCAUUGACGCCGCUGUUUCUGUGGGGGUUAAACACAUUUACUACACGUCCCUUGCGUUUGCAAAUCCCAGCAAAGCAGGCGUGAUGAGGGCGCAUAUUCGAACUGAGAAGUACUUGAAAGAGCUGGAGGAGCAGGGGAAGGUCAAAGUAACGGUGUUAAGGGAGGGUCUGUAUAAUGAGAGUUGGCCAUUGUAUUUUGGGUAUUAUUUCGGUUUGAAAGAGGAGACGAGGAGAGAGGUGCUGGUUGCGGGCGAUGGGCCCAUAAGCUGGACUUCAAUACCGGAUAUGGCGUACGGCACUGCAAAAGUACUUGCUGCGCCGAGUGAACAAUGGGCAGGAAAGACCUUCUACCUCAGUCAGAAGCAGACGUGGAGGUUGAAGGACAUUGCAGAGAUCGUGAGCAAGGUGAAGGGUGAAGAAGUUAAGAUUAAAGCGGUAUCAAGGAAAGAGUAUGAGGACUUCUAUAUCAACGAGAAGGGUAUGGAAAAGCCGAGUGUGGAGUGGUGGAGUAGCACGUAUGAUGCGGUCGAGGACGGCGAGUGCGCGAUUGAUGAUCCAACGCUGGAGACGCUGCUGAAAGAAGCCGGACGAUCACCGGAGCCGCUUGAGGAGACGAUUGAGACAAUGUUACGAUGAUAUCAGAAACCUGUACGAAAGUAAGUAAUAUUGCGAAGUGGAAAGAACACAAACAUAUUCACCUCCCCCCC
Messenger RNA from Cucurbitaria berberidis CBS 394.84, 1087 nucleotides. Its product is annotated as NAD(P)-binding protein. The coding region runs from base 78 to 1016 and encodes 312 amino acids. The transcript has 2 exons. NCBI's taxonomy places the organism in Eukaryota, Fungi, Ascomycota, Dothideomycetes, Pleosporales, Cucurbitariaceae. The record is from RefSeq and is a predicted model, not a curated record.